Molecule: messenger RNA, 2292 nt
Organism: Sphenostylis stenocarpa
Lineage: Eukaryota; Viridiplantae; Streptophyta; Magnoliopsida; Fabales; Fabaceae
Source: the annotation of a GenBank genome assembly
AUGUCUUUUUCCAGUUAUACUAGAAGCAGUAGUACCUUUUUUUAUCUGUUUCUUGCUGUGUUUGUUGCAAAAUCUAGCUUUUGCUUCUCGGCCAAGGUUUAUGUGGUGUACAUGGGAAGCAAAACUGGAGAAAACUCAGAUGAUAUUCUGAAGCAGAAUCAGCAAAUGCUUGCAGCUGUUCACAGUGGAAGUAUCGAACGAGCCAAAGCUUCCCAUGUUUAUAGCUAUAGACAUGGUUUCAGAGGUUUUGCAGCCAAGUUGACUGAUGAACAGGCUUACCAAAUUUCAAAGAUGUCAGGAGUGGUGUCUGUUUUUCCCAAUUCAAAAAGAAAGCUACACACCACUCAUUCAUGGGACUUCAUGGGACUUUUGUACAACGAAUCAAUGGAAAUUCAUGGCUACUCCACAAAAAACCAAGAAAAUAUCAUCAUUGGUUUCAUCGAUACGGGAAUUUGGCCGGAAUCCCCAAGCUUUGGAGACACCGACAUGACCCCAGUGCCCCGGGGAUGGAAGGGUCAUUGUCAAUCAGGAGAAGCAUUCAAUGCUUCAUCAUGCAACAGGAAAGUGAUAGGAGCAAGAUACUACAUGAGUGGACAUGAAGCAGAAGAAGGGCCAGACAGAAAAUUCUCUUUCAGAUCUGCCAGAGAUAGCUCAGGUCAUGGCAGCCACACAGCUUCCACAGCAGCAGGACGAUAUGUGGAAAACAUGAAUUACAAGGGGCUAGCAGGUGGAGGAGCAAGGGGAGGUGCCCCUAGGGCUAGGAUUGCAGUGUACAAAGUGUGUUGGGACUCAGGUUGCUAUGAUGUGGACUUGUUAGCAGCCUUUGAUGAUGCCAUAAGAGAUGGUGUUCAUAUUAUAUCUUUGUCUCUGGGUCCUGAAUCCCCCCAAGGUGACUAUUUUAGUGAUGCCAUAUCUGUGGGAUCAUUCCAUGCUACUAGACAUGGAGUGCUGGUGGUAGCGUCAGCUGGGAAUGAAGGAAAUCCUGGUUCUGCAACGAACCUAGCACCAUGGAUCAUCACAGUUGCUGCUAGCUCAACAGAUAGGGAUUUCACCUCUGUUAUCACACUAGGAAAUAGUGUUAACAUCACGGGUGAGAGUCUCAGUCUCUUAGGAAUGAAUGCCUCUACAAGAUUGAUUGAUGCAUCUCAAGCCUUUGCAGGAUACUUUACUCCUUAUCAAUCCAGUUACUGUGUGGAUAGUUCCCUAAAUAAGACCAAGGCCACAGGGAAAGUUCUUGUCUGUCGACAUGCAGAGUAUUCAUCGGAGUCAAAGUUGGAAAAGAGUAGGAUAGUGAAAGAGGCAGGUGCUGUUGGGAUGAUACUCAUUGAUGAAGCAAAUCAAGGUGUUGCCGUCCCAUUUGUGAUACCUUCAGCUAUUGUUGGAACGAGAACAGGAGAACGGAUUCUAUCCUAUAUCAAUAACACACGUAUGCCAAUGUCACGGAUUUCCAGAACCAAGACAGUACUAGGAGUUCAACCCGCGCCCCGUGUAGCAGCAUUUUCUUCUAAAGGCCCAAAUGCAUUAACCCCAGAAAUUUUGAAGCCGGAUGUUACAGCUCCUGGAUUAAACAUCCUUGCAGCAUGGUCUCCAGCCGCAGCUGGAUUGAAGUUCAAUAUUUUAUCAGGAACUUCCAUGUCUUGUCCUCAUGUAACUGGAAUUGCUACCUUGGUCAAAGCUGUGCAUCCUUCAUGGUCUCCUGCUGCUAUAAAAUCUGCUAUCAUGACAACUGCAACAAUUCUGGAUAAGCACCAUCAACCCAUUAGAGCGGAUCCUGACAAAAGAAGGGCUAAUGCAUUUGAUUAUGGAUCAGGCUUUGUGAAUCCUACAAGAGUCCUGGAUCCAGGUCUUGUCUAUGAUUCACAUCCAAAUGAUUUCGUUGCGUUCCUAUGUUCACUUGGUUAUGAUGAGAGAUCACUCCGCCUUGUCACAGGAGACAACAGCACAUGUGACAGAGCAUUCAAAACACCAUCUGACCUCAAUUAUCCAUCUAUCGCAGUACCCAAUCUUGAAGACAAUUUUUCAGUAACCCGAGUUGUGACUAAUGUUGGAAGAGCAAGAAGUAUAUACAGAUCUGUAGUAUUGUCUCCUGCUGGAGUUAAUGUUACUGUUGUGCCAAAUCGAUUAGUGUUCACAAGGGUAGGGCAGAAAAUCAACUUCACUGUAAAUUUUAAAGCGUCUGCUCCCUCAAAAGGCUAUGCAUUUGGGUUCUUGUCAUGGAUAAACAGAAUAUCACAGGUCACAAGUCCUUUAGUUGUUCGGGUUGCACCAGCAAGUCUUGGGUUGGUUAGAUGA